Eruca vesicaria subsp. sativa (arugula) is the source of this 231-nucleotide messenger RNA. Lineage: Eukaryota; Viridiplantae; Streptophyta; Magnoliopsida; Brassicales; Brassicaceae. The record is from the annotation of a GenBank genome assembly.
AUGGCGAACGCACAAAAAUUGCUGAUUUUUUCUCUUGCGAUAUUAGUAGCUUCAAUGUUUAACAACAACAUUUUGGUUUCAGGUGGAGAGUACGAGAAUAAGGUCACUUACGCAUUUGAUGUGUGCUUAAUUGAUUGUAAAAGUAAAGGGUAUCAAACCGGAACUUGUAUAAUUGUUCCGGAUCAUAAGAAUCCUCGAGCAAGAUGUUGUUGUGGUUACCUGAAGCCAUAA